Messenger RNA from Musa acuminata AAA Group (dessert banana), 2274 nucleotides. Its product is annotated as protein ecdysoneless homolog. The transcript is spliced from 5 exons. The record is from RefSeq and is a predicted model, not a curated record. Gene Ontology annotation, cellular component: nucleus. NCBI's taxonomy places the organism in Eukaryota, Viridiplantae, Streptophyta, Magnoliopsida, Zingiberales, Musaceae. Bases 86 to 2092 code for a protein of 668 amino acids.
CUUCAACCUUUUACCAUCGCGAAGCAUCGGGUUUCGUCUCCCGACUUAGCAGACCGCGCGCCUCCCUCUCGCUCUUCUCUGCUCCAUGGCGAAGCCCUCCUCGUCCUCGUCCUCCGCCUCCGCCUCCGCCUCCGCUGCAUCUCUCUUCCCUCAUCGAGCACACCGGAUCCCCGAAGACACUGUCUUCUACGCCGUCUACCCGGACCUCCCCGCCGCCCUACCCCCCUCCGAGUCCCUCUCCGUCCUCCGCUCCCUCCACCUCCACCUCGUAUCCCUCCUCUCCCCCCUUUGCCGUGACUACAUCUGGCAGCACGAGCCCUUCGCCAUCUCCAUCCCCUCCUCCCUCGACGGCCCUUGCCCUCUCUGCCGCUCGCCCCCCCACCCCCACCUCCACGGAAAACUCCGCUUUGGCGACGCCCUCGACGACGAGUGGCUCGUCGCUGCCCUCCUCUUCGCCGCUUCGUCCGCCGUGCCCUCCAUCACCGCCCGCGCCUGGGACUCCGAUGGCGAUUUCCUGCUCAUCGAGGCCGCCUUCGCCCUACCUCGCUGGCUCGAACCCGACACUGCUGCCAACCGAGUGUUUAUCCGGGGCGGCCAGCUGCACAUCGUUCCCAAACGGGUCUUCCCGGAUACCCCCUCCCUCGAAGCCGCCCUCGCAUCGGUCCGGAGCGAGGAGGUCGAUACCAGAGCCUCCGACAAGGUCCAAGCUGCGAUCUUAAGGAAGAUUUCCGGGUAUCCUGACAAGGCCAUGGCCAAUAUGCAGAGAGUCAGGGUCAGAGUUCCACUGCCAGUGGCGCAGGUCCUGAAGGAGGAGCCUUUCUUGAUCUCUCUGGCAGUAGAGGCGUUCUAUGACCGAGAUGUUGAUACCAUGAAGCACGCAGCCAGAAUGGAGAGGUUUUUGAGGGGCAGCGAUGGGGAUAUCGAGAUGGUCAGGGUCUCAGUUCGGAUGUCGAGGGCCAUGUACGCUCAGCUGGUGCAGCAGAAGUUUCAGGCGCCAACGGGCUACCUGAUGCCGUCGAGGGAGGAGGGGCCUGCUGCUUUUAUGGAGGCGGAAUUGGGCAUGAAGAUAGCUUGUGGGUUCGAAAUGAUGUAUCAGGAGAGGAGGCAAGCUGGGGAGGAAGGGAAGGGUAGCACUUGGGAAGCUUUCAAGCAGAGUUUGGAGAGUAGUGGGUGCUUCACUGGACUUCUUCCUGGAUCUAAGGAGUACCAGAGGAUUAUGGAUAGUGCAUUAGAGUACUAUAAGAACAGUUCUCUGUAUUCCCGAACAAGGGAGGUUCUGAAUGCUCCUGUUCGACGGAUAGAUGAAAUACUCUCCAUGUCCUAUUCUGUCGAUGGCUUCAAGGGCAUUGAGCUUCCUCCUAAUGAUGAUGAUUCCUGGAUGUAUGAUGGGGAAGAGGAGUUGAACACUGCUAUUAUGGAGAGACAGAAAGAAAUGGAAGACUACGAAGAUGAAAGGAAGCAGAGGAAGCAGCAGAAGAGCACUGGAAAGGCUUCUAGCUCACUACCUGAUGAUUUCAAUCUUAAAGAUAUAACAGAAACUAUGCAAGCAUUUGUCCAAAAGCUCUCGAGUUUUGAAGGGGCAGAGGUUCCUGAGAACAGGAAUUCAAAGUCAGUGGAACUUGAUGCUGAUCAAUUCAUGAAAGCUAUGGAAUCAGUGUUAGGGGAGGUCCCAUGUGAAGGAGUUGGAUCAGAUGAGGAACUUGAAGGACAUACCUCAUCAUCGGAUAUGGAAUAUGAUGAUUCUGAAUAUGAAGGUGAUCUUGCAGAAGAACUGGAAGACGACAACUCAGAGGAAGGUUUCAUGCAGUUGUAUUCUGAUACUUUAAACGAAGAACUUAAUGCAACUAUUCUGAAGAAAAGCUUCAUUCGUGCACACCAGCAGUCCAACAAUGUCACUGAGGAACCAUCAAAUGCUACAACAUCCAAUGCUGCAAAUGAUAUGAACGAGGAGUUAACCCCUGUUGAUGUGGAUGUCAACCUCGUUAAAAGUCUUCUUGAUUCAUUUUCUUCUCAACAAGGCCUUCCAGGUCCAACUUCGAAUCUGCUUGGACUCAUGGGGGUAAAAGUCCCUCCUGAUACAAAGAAGCCAUAGUUCAUUCCCAUGGGAUGUACAUUAGUGCGGCUACUGAAGUGUUGUACCAUCUGAUUAUUGAAAACUGGUGGAUAGGCAAGUUAAUUUUCCCUCAAGGGAAUGUUCUAUUUUCAUGAUUGUAUAUAUUUCACCUUUCUUCCUCCUGUCGGGAUUAUACAUGCUAAGUUCUUUGUUCUGAGUUA